This is a messenger RNA of Insectozyma verbasci, 477 nucleotides long. The record is from the annotation of a GenBank genome assembly. NCBI's taxonomy places the organism in Eukaryota, Fungi, Ascomycota, Pichiomycetes, Serinales, Debaryomycetaceae.
AUGUCUUCAAAACCUUUUCAACCUAUCUCUGACGUGAUUAACACAUCAUCCACAAAUAAAACACAAUCGUUUAAUGAAAUUUACGGGGAGCCGGAAAAUUUUCUUGAGGUUGAAGUUAAAAAUCCAAUAACUCAUGGAUUCGGUGCAAAUUUAUAUACAGAUUAUGAAAUAAUAUGUCGAACUAAUAUACCUGCUUUCAAAAAAAAAUUCAGUAAAAUAAGAAGAAGAUAUAGUGACUUUGUUGCAUUUAAGAAAAUUUUAGAAAAUGAAACUUCAAGAGUUAUAAUACCUCCAUUACCUGGUAAAAUUUUCCUUCAAUCAAAUAAAUUUAGUGAAGAAAAUAUUGAAAAGAGAAGGCAAGGGCUAGAAAAAUUUUUAAUUAUUGUUAGUGGUCACCCUUUAUUACAAACUGGUUCGAAAUCAUUAAUUGAAUUUAUACAAAAUGAUAAAUGGGAUCCAACACAAUUGUUAUAUUAG